This is a messenger RNA of Fukomys damarensis (Damara mole-rat), 1163 nucleotides long. RefSeq names its product cyclin dependent kinase 4 (gene Cdk4). Gene Ontology annotation, cellular component: cyclin-dependent protein kinase holoenzyme complex; cytoplasm; nucleus. The transcript is spliced from 8 exons. Gene Ontology annotation, molecular function: cyclin binding; cyclin-dependent protein serine/threonine kinase activity; ATP binding. Bases 219 to 1130 code for a protein of 303 amino acids. The record is from RefSeq and is a predicted model, not a curated record. Gene Ontology annotation, biological process: signal transduction; regulation of G2/M transition of mitotic cell cycle; G1/S transition of mitotic cell cycle. NCBI's taxonomy places the organism in Eukaryota, Metazoa, Chordata, Mammalia, Rodentia, Bathyergidae.
CAGUUUCCGCGCGCCUCUCUGGCAGCUGGUCACAUGGUGAGGGUGGGGGUGAGGGGGCCUCUCUAGCCUGCGGCCUGUGUCUAUGGUCCGGCCCGUAGAGUCCAGCUGCCCGGGGCCGAGCUCGGGUGUAUGGCGCCGCUGGAACCAGCUCCGGGGCCCCUAUAACGGGCUGCCCCCUCAGCUCUUGGCCUGGCGUGAGGGUCUCCCCUGAUCUGAGAAUGGCUACCUCUCGAUAUGAGCCAGUGGCUGAAAUUGGUGUGGGUGCCUAUGGGACCGUGUACAAGGCCCGUGAUCCCCACAGUGGCCACUUUGUGGCCCUCAAGAGUGUGAGAGUCCCCAAUGCAGGAGGAGCUGGAGGAGGCCUACCCAUCAGCACAGUACGUGAGGUGGCAUUACUAAGGCGGCUGGAGGCGUUCGAGCAUCCCAAUGUUGUCCGGCUGAUGGAUGUCUGUGCCACUUCCCGAACUGACCGGGAGAUCAAGGUGACUCUAGUGUUUGAGCAUGUAGACCAAGACCUAAGGACAUAUCUGGACAAGGCACCUCCACCAGGCUUGCCAGUUGAAACCAUCAAGGAUCUGAUGCGCCAGUUUCUAAGAGGCCUAGAUUUUCUUCAUGCCAACUGCAUCGUUCACCGAGACCUGAAACCAGAGAACAUUCUGGUGACAAGUGGUGGGACAGUCAAGCUGGCUGACUUUGGCUUAGCCAGAAUCUACAGCUACCAGAUGGCCCUUACACCAGUGGUGGUUACUCUCUGGUACCGGGCUCCUGAAGUUCUUCUGCAGUCUACAUAUGCAACACCUGUGGACAUGUGGAGCGUCGGCUGUAUCUUUGCAGAGAUGUUUCGUCGAAAGCCUCUCUUCUGUGGAAACUCUGAAGCUGACCAGCUGGGCAAAAUCUUUGAGUUGAUUGGGCUGCCUCCAGAGGAUGACUGGCCACGAGAUGUAUCUUUACCCCGAGGAGCCUUUUCCCCCAGAGGGCCUCGCCCAGUGCAGUCAGUGGUACCGGAGAUGGAGGAGUCUGGAGCACAGCUGCUGCUGGAAAUGCUGACAUUUAACCCACACAAGCGAAUCUCUGCCUUCCGAGCCCUGCAGCACUCUUACCUACAUAAGGAAGAAGGUGACCCAGAGUGAGCAGUGGAGUGGCUGCCACAGAAGGAAGAAAAG